Messenger RNA from Rubroshorea leprosula, 1585 nucleotides. Lineage: Eukaryota; Viridiplantae; Streptophyta; Magnoliopsida; Malvales; Dipterocarpaceae. The record is from the annotation of a GenBank genome assembly.
UGACCAUUAAUUAGUAGUUUUCCUGCUUAACUUGUCCAGAUUCAAGUAAAAAUAAACAUGCAGUUGAUAUCAUUUCUGAUUUGAUAGCUCAUUCUUGCUGGUUGAAUGUGCAUGUUGAUCAACCUCAUGGGGCUGUCUUUGAGAUAAGGAAAGCCCAGGGUUAUGGUGCACGAUGGUCUAACCAUGGAACUAAGGUACAGAUUACUCAUAGAAGCAUGCUGGUAAUUUUUUUUUAUCUAUUUAAAGAUAUGUUCAGUGCAUGUGAAAUUAUUCAUAUGUAGAAAUGAGAUGAGAUUGGGCUUAUUGAAGUCUUAAUUUCAUUUAGGUAAUCGGGGCUAAAGUACGUUUUUUCGCAGGAAUUUACACACAUUGAGUCUUGAACUUGGAUAUAGGACUAGCUAUAAUUAAUUGCUUUUUGUUAAACUGCUUGGGUUAAAGCUGAUUGAUCACAUAAAUGGAAGUCCCAGCACUGGUGACUCUCUCUAAGAAGUCAGACCAUUGGUUGUUUACGAGAAAGACUAGAUAUGUGAAUCCUAAUUUGGAUGGGUACUACCAAGCCUUCAUCUCUCUGUUUUUACCCUUUUAAUUGCACUCAUAACCCAAACCUCACUGGUAGACUAACCAAUGAAUGCUCGUGUUACUUUCAUUUAUUAAUAAGAUGAAGAAGAAGAAGAAGAAGAAAUGGGAGGACGAAGAAGAGGAAAUGAAGCCACAAUUUCAAAUGUAUUGCAUUUUUUUUUUCACAAAAAAUAACAUUUAUAUCUCAUUACUUCCUAAUCGCUUUACAGCUUCAGGCUUCUGCAUCUUGCCAUGUAAAAAGCACUAGAGUUCUUAAAAGUUUCUAACUUUUUUCUGAACCUCCACUGAAUGUAAAAGUGUCUUUAACAUGCUCACUGAAACACUUUAAGAUUUUCACUUCCAGAAAAGAUAUUUUAAUGGUCACAGCUAAAACUUCAAAUUUUUCCUAUGUGAGAUUUUUUGUUGUUUCAGUUCAUUGGAUUUCUUGAGCCAUACAUGGAUGAUGGUCAUUCAAAGGGAUGGAAGCAUUAAAUUGAAUGCAGCUAUUCUGCUGUUCUCUGGUCUCCAGAAUCUCUAAGGCUCCCCUCCUUGUGCUACCAGUUUGUGAAGCUUUAGACUCUUAGAAAUUUACAUGCAUCCUUAUCUCAUGCCAUUCCACCUCAUCACAUUGAAUCACAAUGUCCUCAUAAGUUUGCAUCAUUGUACUUUUUCCUUUCUUCUUAUAAAAUGAAAUUGAAAUGAGUAAUGAUGUACAGAGUAGUAGUCAGUAUUAGCAAUUUUUACAGUUCUGUGCUAUGUCCUUCCAUUUUGUUUCCCCCCCUUCCAAUAACAACUUGAUGCUGCCAACUGGGAAUUCACUCUGUUUGAUUUCUGUAUCAGGUCAACUCUGACAAGCAUGGUAUGGCAAAGUAAAGCAGAAAAGUAGGAAAAUAAUUUUUGUGGUUUCACCUAUGGCAGGAAUUUGGUACUGAAAUGCUUUCAGGUAAAGACACCUGACUGAGAUGCUGCCAAGCUAGAAAGACAGAGCUGAAAAACUGGGGUUCUGUGAUUGGUACAAUCUCCUUUG